UUUAAGGAGCCUCGGUGUGUGUUUGAUUUGUUUCCUUGUUAUAGUUGUUAAUUCAAGAGGCCCUCAGAUACGCAAAAUGAAAAUUCCAAUACGCCAAACUUUUUUCUCCUCCAUUUUGUAUCAUCGUUAUUAAGAUAUUUUAUAGCGCCAUGGUUAAAUUUAAUAGAAAUCAAAGUUUAGUCUGUUUGUGGAUUUGGCUAAAAACGGUUGUCGUCAUUGUGUUGAGAAUCAAGGAAAAUUAGAGCGGAAAAUAAAAGGAAAACCUUGUCAACAAUGAAUCGCAAAUUACGUUUUUGGAAUGCCCGAGUUUUGAGUUAUUUUGUGGCCUCACUGAGCGGUGUAGCUUUUUUGGUGGCUGGCAUAUUAAUUUUAUUAAAUCGUUGGCAAAACAAAAAAGGAGAGAUGACCGACAGAUCUAUGCUGCAGGCAAUAUUUGCCAUACACAUAUUUAGUGCUGUGGCAUUUUGUUUAUCCUUGGUUUUCCUGAAGGGACUAUACCAGAAACGUAUUGCUCUGAUGAGACCCUAUGUGUAUCUACUCUCGGCUUGCCUAUUGUUUGCUUUCAUAACCAUUAUUUGCAUUUACACGGCCGAUUUGGUAAAGGAGCCAGCAUAUUUCAAUGCCAUAUUAUUUAACUUCUAUUACUGCUUGGGAUUAGGCCUUCUCAUCUUAUUUCUAUUGCCAAUAUUUUUGGUUUACCGGCAAAUGUCGAAAUCAAUCGAAAUAAUCGAGAAGUUGGAUGAAGCCACUGUUGCAGAAAUCAAGCCAACUAUAACAACACUAUAUUAAUCGGAGGUGACAACAUGCUAUAAAUAUAUUGGAAAAUACCGAACAUUACUGUUUAAAACCAUUCAUCAAUUAUAAUAAUAUAUUUAAAUUAUUUCAGAUAUAUAAUCAAUAAAGCAAUAACAAUGUUUUUAUGAAAAAAUGAAUUUUAUGUGGUACAAGGGUAAUUCUCGUGUUGGAAACAGAAGAAAGUUUCUCAUCAAAAUGCUCACUGUCUCAUCAAAUAUGUAUUGAACACAAUUUUUCUAUUACCUAACUUUUUGGUGUGUACAAAUCUGCAUUUUUAUGAACGCACAUUUAACAGGAAAUUUACAUAUUCGAAAAAAAAUCUCGUUCUACUUCAUUGAUGUCUAUCGGACACGCGUUCUUUGGAUUACCAAACGGCUUAUGGCCAUUGCACGAGAACUCGUGUGAUUCCGCUGUUAAUAUAAUUCCAUUGUUGGGUGGGUAUUGGAAUUUCCAUUUCUUGUUCUCAAUC
Molecule: messenger RNA, 1264 nt
Organism: Musca domestica (house fly)
Lineage: Eukaryota; Metazoa; Arthropoda; Insecta; Diptera; Muscidae
Exons: 4
Coding region: 274-789 (171 amino acids)
Source: RefSeq, a predicted model, not a curated record